Molecule: messenger RNA, 5021 nt
Organism: Mastomys coucha (southern multimammate mouse)
Lineage: Eukaryota; Metazoa; Chordata; Mammalia; Rodentia; Muridae
Gene: Tbcel
Product: tubulin folding cofactor E like
Exons: 8
Coding region: 212-1486 (424 amino acids)
Biological process (GO): protein folding
Molecular function (GO): alpha-tubulin binding
Source: RefSeq, a predicted model, not a curated record
UGUUGGGGGGUCCCCGGAAAGCUGCUUCCGGGUCAAUGCAGGACACUGGGCUCUGGCGGCCGGAGAAGGGGUCGAGGUGAAGCGGAGCCGGUCCGGGGCCGGCCUGGAGCAGGCCGGAAACCGAGCGGCGGCGACGGCGGUGGCCGGGCGGGCGAAGGUGCAGCCCGAGGAGCCGCCGCCUCCCGGGCCGAGGGACUUUUCAGAGCAGAAGAUGGACCAGCCUAGUGGGAGAAGUUUCAUGCAAGUAUUGUGUGAAAAAUACAGUCCUGAAAACUUCCCUUACCGCCGUGGCCCUGGGAUGGGAGUCCAUGUUCCAGCCACUCCUCAGGGCUCUCCUAUGAAAGAUCGCCUCAACCUCCCGAGCGUGCUCGUGUUGAACAGCUGCGGGAUUACCUGUGCGGGAGAUGAAAGAGAAAUCGCAGCCUUCUGUGCUCACGUGUCAGAACUCGAUCUUUCUGACAACAAGCUCCAAGACUGGCAUGAGGUCAGUAAGAUUGUGUCCAACGUACCUCAGUUGGAGUUUCUAAACCUGAGUUCCAAUCCUCUGAGUCUGUCAGUUUUAGAAAAAACAUGCGCUGGGUCCUUCUCUGGGGUUCGCAAACUUGUUCUCAACAACAGCAAAGCGUCGUGGGAAACAGUGCACACGAUACUGCAGGAGUUGCCAGAUUUGGAGGAGCUCUUCCUGUGCCUUAAUGACUAUGAAACAGUGUCUUGUCCUUCUGUUUGCUGUCAUUCCCUUAAGCUCCUACACAUAACAGACAAUAACCUCCAAGACUGGACUGAAAUCCGAAAGCUGGGUGUAAUGUUCCCUUCACUGGAUACCCUGGUCCUGGCCAACAAUCACUUGAAUGCUAUCGAGGAGCCCGCUGACUCCCUGGCUAGGUUGUUCCCUAAUCUGCGAUCCAUCAGCCUCCACAAGUCAGGUUUGCAGUCCUGGGAAGACAUUGACAAACUAAAUUCAUUCCCCAAGCUUGAAGAAGUGAGGUUGCUAGGAAUUCCUCUUCUGCAGCCGUAUACCACUGAGGAGCGCAGGAAAUUGGUGGUGGCCAGAUUGCCCUCCGUUUCCAAACUUAAUGGCAGUGUUGUCACAGAUGGUGAGCGAGAGGAUUCUGAGAGGUUUUUCAUCCGGUACUAUGUGGAUGUUCCACAGGAGGAAGUGCCAUUCAGGUAUCAUGAGCUCAUUACAAAAUAUGGGAAAUUGGAGCCUUUGGCGGAAGUGGACCUAAGACCCCAGAGCAGUGCAAAAGUAGAAGUCCACUUCAAUGACCAAGUGGAGGAAAUGAGCAUCCGCCUGGACCAGACAGUAGCCGAACUGAAGAAACAACUAAAAACUCUAGUGCAGUUGCCCACAAGCAGCAUGCUUCUCUACUACUUUGACCACGAGGCCCCGUUUGGCCCAGAAGAGAUGAAGUACAGCUCCCGAGCACUGCACUCUUUUGGCAUUAGGGAUGGAGAUAAAAUUUUUGUGGAAUCAAAAACAAAAUAACGUCUACCAGCCUUGUAAAAACUCACAUAAGGACUUCCUGCAGGGUGUUUGUUUCCAGCGUGCUCUUCUUUAGGAGGAAGGGCGCUUCCAUUUUGUUUUGGGUUUUGUUUAGCUUUGGAAGGGUUUUGUAUAUUUUAUUCCCCUAGGAUGGAUAGAUUUUUGGUAUUUUCUACCACAGAUUUUUUCAGCUCAGUUAGCAGACAUAGCUGCAUCUCCAGUCUUUAUGUGAGCGCUCUCUCUCUCUCUCUCUCUCUCUCUUUCUCUCUCUCUUUCUCUUUCUCUCUCUCUCUCUCUCUCUCUCUCUCUCUCUCUCUCUCUCUCUCUCUCUCUCUCUCUCUCUCUCUCUCUCUCUCUCUCUCUCCUCUUUCUCUCUCUCUCCUACCCCCCAAAGAUGACAGAGAAAUCACCGACUUCUUACUGUGUCACUGGGGUUUGUCAGCCACUGGGCUCCUUCCUGCUAAGCCCAAAGACAGCACGUGGCCUCUCAGAGGGGUGAUGCACAGUGUUCACAUCCAGAGAUGGGGAUCUUCCUUGGGAGGGCCUUCUCUGGCUCUUCCUUCCCUACCCUCCUCCUCCUCCAGUCCUUUCUGUUUGGGGGUCUGGUUUUCAUUCUGACUUUUACCCACUUACUUGGUAGUUUUACUCUGUUCAUAAUUUAACUUGGUUUUGUUGUUUUGUUUGUUUUUCCCCUUCUCAUUCCCAGUUUUAAAUGGUUUUGAGUAUUUUAAGCAUUUUCAGCCUGAUUCUGAUCUCAGGAACUCAGUUAUGUUUUAAAGAGAAGUAGAUGGAGCGUUAAACCCUAGGAAACUUGUUGUUCUCCUGGAAGCCUGGGCCGGGUAUUUUAACCUCUCCACCACUGCCCCAGAAGCCCCUCCAGUGUUAGAUCAGCUGGCACUCCCGUUAUCUGGCACUUGUCCUGUUCUGGGGGUCUUUCCUUAAUGCUCAGUGAAUGUACUUCCUGACAGCUUUAUCACAUAAGCUAUUGGAAAUAAAGGAAGAGUUCUGGGUACCCGCUCCUUAGCAGAGAAUCAGCUGCUAAGCUGGCCAGGAGCAUGAAGGAAGUGAUGGGAUUGGGGGAGAAAGCUUGCAGGCUUUCCACCUGUGUGUCAUCCUGAGUGAGGGCCGUCCUUGCUCUCUCUAAAGGGAGAGAUUUUAAUCACAGGGAGCUGUGGCUCCCACCUUUUUCUUGGGACUUUGUGAUGAUGUGAUUGAACAGCUGUUUUUGUUUUGUAUUUUAUGUCCCCUGUAUUUUUGCCUAGUCUACGAGUGAACUUUCAGUGUCAAAGCCCCCCAGGUGUUUUUGCUGGGGUGUGUAUAAAGCACUUGACCUUUGACACCGUCCCUUACCUACUCUCCUACUCUAAAAUCUUUUCUUUGGCCUUUGUUAACCUGGUUGGUUUCAUUGCAGUUUUUUGUUUUGUUUUGUUCUGUUCUAGUUUUUGUUUUGUUUUGGCUUUUAACAUUUUUUAUGUGACUCCACCCCUCCCUACAAACUUAAUUUUGUGUAAACUCUUUAGGUGACCCAUGUGACCUCUUCACAGAUGGGGAGAUGUAUCCUUUUAAGUUCUCUCCUCCGCCAUGUGGCAGGUGUUUGCUCUCUUGCCACCGCACUUCAGGUUCAGCAUCUCUAAGGCUGCUGACCAGGGCCUCCUGAGGCAGGCCUGCAUUCACUGCAGCAUUAAGGGUGAAAGCCAAAGGGUUUAGAAAGAUGAAUGAAGCCGGUUCUCCUGCUGCAGACUUUGUCUCAGAAUGCUAAAAAAUGAGCAGUGGGGAUCUGGCCGGUAUAGACGGGGACAGUUAUUUUGCAGUCGAAUUUUCUUGACAGAUUUUUGGAAAUAGGAAAAAAAAUUGUGGCAACCGUGUCCUGAAGAUAAAGACUGGUUGCUUUGUGUAUGUGCGUGUGAGUGCGGAGGAAUUUGCAAGAGAAACUGUAAUGGAGACGUGGCUUUGUCAGCCUGGGAAACAGUUGCACUCUUAUUUUUGAACUUUGGAGCCACUAUUGUCCCACGGCAGAAGGCAGAGUGAGCACUUACACUUUGGUCACAAUGAGAUAUUUUAUAUAUGACAGAGUUUUAAGAGAGGCUUUUUUACUCUUUGAAACUCGUAUCUUCUGUUCUUACUCAACAGUGUUUAUCUGCUGCAGGCCUAAUCCUUUAUUACAGUUGCAUGUAAGAGGAGCCUCUCAUCCAAUCCAACUGGCAUAGGUAUUUUUAGGGCACUGUAAUUGGUGGUUUGAAUAAUUGCCGAAUCAUUUCCAAUUAGGAAAAUCUUAAGUACAAUCCUUGGCCUUUUAGAAUUAACAGAGGUAAAUAAGGAAGCGGUUUGAGCAUGCGUACUUCCAGAUUCAUUUGGGUGGCUGAGUAAAGAAGCUGGUUUUGAAAUAAAAUCGGUGCUGCGUAGACAUUUAUAACCAAAAUUAUUUUUAUAACAGACCCAGAAGGAGGAGAGAAGAGACUGUGGACCUUUGAGCCUGCAUUGUUACCCAUCAUGCUUGUCUGUAUUUCAUACUGAUUUCAUCAGAUUGAGUGGAAGCAUAUUGUUGACAGUUAGGAGGCGAAAGCUGUUCUUACUGGUAUCACAGAGGUGUGCCUUUGGCACGGCAGGUAGAACAUGCCUUUCUAAAGCAGAAGUUCUUCUCAGCGGUGGGAAAGGAAAAGAGUAACUCAAGAAAGCCAAAUCCAAACGUAGGGUCCUCCCCAUGGGCUGAGCUGCAGGGUCCUCCCCACGGGCAGAGCUGCUGAAGCUUCAUUCCAAACGGAUCUGUUAGUUUGAAUUGUUGAGAUAGCCUAGAUUGCUUUAAGAGAGAGGGGGUCCACAGUUGCCUGCUUCUGCAGCCCGUCACCAUAAAUGCACAAGAUAGCAGCAGAGAUAAAUGCCCCUUGUUCUUAGAGACCCUCUGGUGAAAAUGAAGCCACGGAGCAGAGGGCUGCAGUGCUAUACGCAGAAAAAGAAGGAGCUACAUAAGCAAAGGAAGAGCAAAUGAAAUUCCAGCUGGGAAUUUUAGCCAUGUCACCCCACCAGCCCUGCUGGGAACAGAGAACACUUGGUUGUGCAGUAUUGAUCACCACGGGAGCCUUGCCACCAGUAGCUUUUCCUAACACACAUGAGUAUGGUUCUCUGUACUGCAGCUUAGGCCCCAGGCAAGUAGAACGUGACUCCAGACCAGAAUGCUCUGUAGUUCUAUGUACUGAAAUUUUUGUUUAUGAAUUUCACUUUUCUCUUCAUUUCAUGUAAGACUGAAAUGCAAACAAACUGCUUUCAAGAAUGCCCAGAGGCUCUGUGUCUCCCAAAUGUUGUUGUGAACUCUACCAUUUUUCAUAGGUGCUUCCUUAAAAAUGUAUGUUUAUUCUAGUGACCAAGACGGGACUGGACUCUCAGGCCCUUUACAGUUGUCUCCUGCAGUUAAUGGAAAUAUAAAUAUAUAUAUAUAUUUUAUUUUAGAAUAUAAUUUAAACAUGAAGGUCUAUUCUUUGCACUUUUUAUUAAUAUAUAUAUAGAGAGAUAAUCUUUAAAAAAAAUUAAAAAUCCAAGUCCA